AUGGCAAUAGAAAUGAAAUUUAUUUUCUUCAUUCUCAUGCUUAGUGUAGUGUUAUUGGAAGCAAAACAAACUUUCUGGGAAGACUUAGCACUCUUUCCAAGAGCAAUAAUCAGGUAUCUAUUUCCUAAAGAUCCCGGUAUAGUGAGAGUAAGAAAGCUAGAAGAAGUCGAAACAGUGAAAAAUGUAACUACGUUAGAUUUUAUUGGUUUGGUAGAGAGAUAUGGUUACCCUGCUGAGGAACAUUAUGUUAUAACGAAAGAUCACUACAUCUUGGUGAUACAUAGAAUACCAGGAAGUCCUUUAUCUAAAGAUCGACAAAGAAAAGGGGUUAUAUUCCUUCAACAUGGUCUUCUCGCUUCAUCUGAUACCUGGGUGUUAUUUGGUCCUGGCAAAAACCUUGCAUUUUUAUUGGCUGAUGAAGGAUAUGAUAUUUGGCUUGGAAAUUACAGAGGAAAUACUUAUUGCAGAUCACAUAUAAAAUUAUCUCCGCAAGAUCGAAACUUUUGGCGAUUUGGCUAUCACGAAGUAGGAAUAAGAGAUCUGCCAGCUAUGAUCGACUAUGUACUUAAUUACACAAAACAAAAAACUCUGCAUUACAUCGGUCAUUCGAUGGGAACUACCGUAUUAUUCACUUUACUAUCCACAAGACCCGAAUACAAUGCAAAAAUAAAAUUGGGAAUCUGUCUUGCUCCAGUCGGUGUACCGAAAGAAAUGCCUGCUCCUUUCGAAUUUUUGCGUAAUUUAUACGAUAUACCGAAGCUUUUUAAGGAUUUUUUGGAUUUUAAUGAAAUAAAUGAAAUAGCUUCCUUAUCAUCAACAACAAUUACGAUAGGAAGAACAUUGUGUACAGAUAAGGCAAUUACUCAACCUAUCUGUGUGGCAAUAAUGUUUCUACUUUUCGGAGCCGAUCCAGUACAACUGAAUACUACGGCAUUUCCGCAUAUGUUAUCUCAUUUCCCAGCAGGGGCAUCCGUACAAUUAAUAUAUCAAUAUUACCAAAAUUUUGUUAAAAAGAAAUUUCAAAGCUACGAUCAUGGACAUUUAGAAAAUGUUAUCCAAUAUGGACAGACAACACCUAUAAUAUAUAAUCUUAGCAAAGUGACAGUGCCUUUAGCUAUGUAUUACACCGCUAACGAUGUGCUUGCUCCAAAAGUGAAUGUACUCGAGACAUAUAAGUACUUGCCAAAUGUUAUCCUGCUAGAAGAAAUUUCACAUAAAUUAUUUAAUCACAUAGAUUUUCUAAUUGCCAUUGAUGCUAAAACUCUAGUGUACGAUCGUAUAAUAGAGCUAUUUCAGAAGUUUGAUAAUAAUUAG
Molecule: messenger RNA, 1314 nt
Organism: Cyphomyrmex costatus
Lineage: Eukaryota; Metazoa; Arthropoda; Insecta; Hymenoptera; Formicidae
Product: lipase 3-like
Exons: 9
Coding region: 1-1314 (437 amino acids)
Biological process (GO): lipid metabolic process
Molecular function (GO): hydrolase activity, acting on ester bonds
Source: RefSeq, a predicted model, not a curated record